This is a messenger RNA of Andrographis paniculata, 1768 nucleotides long. Its product is annotated as probable amino acid permease 7. Bases 267 to 1466 code for a protein of 399 amino acids. The record is from RefSeq and is a predicted model, not a curated record. Lineage: Eukaryota; Viridiplantae; Streptophyta; Magnoliopsida; Lamiales; Acanthaceae. The transcript has 7 exons. Gene Ontology annotation, cellular component: plasma membrane.
AAUUGAUCGGCGCUACUAAGCUCCGGCGAUGGAAGGCGGCAGCGACGGCGACGAUGGCAAAACCUUCUUAUUGAACUCCAAUUCGUCGUCUUCUUCAGAAUCAUCGCCGAUGAUUGAGAAACAAGUCGGUCGUAGAGAUUAUCUAAGAACAGUUCGAAAAUACGAAAUUAUUUUAUUCAGAAGAAAGAUCCGGAGGCGUAUGGACGGCGCUGGCUCAUAUAACGACGGCAGCGAUCGGCUCCGGAGUGCUGUCACUAGCGUGGAGCAUGUCGCAGCUAGGAUGGAUCGCCGGUCCGAUUACCAUGCUCGUCUUCUCAGCGCUCACCUUAACAUCCGCCUUGCUUCUCUGCAACUGCUACAUGUCGCCGAAUCCAAUCGAUCCCCUGCUGCUGCCCUACCGCAGAAACGCCUCCUAUGUAGACGCCGUCCGAGCAAUUCUAGGUAAGAAAAAUGCUUGGCUAUGCGGUGUUGUUGUUCACAUAAAUUACAUCAAGACAGGGAUAGUCUACACUCUCACAUCCUCCUUCAGCAUGAGAGCAAUACAGAUGUCGAAUUGUUACCAUACUAAAGGCCAUACAGCCGAUUGCGAAUUCGAAACCACUCAUUAUGUGCUUCUUUUUGGAUUUGUGCAAGUUAUAAUGUCUCAAAUUCCUGAGUUUCGGAAAACCUCGUGGCUUUCCAUUGUUGCGGCGAUUAUGUCAGUGGUAUAUGCAACCAUUGGAUCUGCACUUGGCUUGGCCAAAACAAUAGAGAAUGGAGAAAUCAAAGGAAGCACUGGAGGAGUUCCAGCGUUCAGUGCUGCCGAGAAAACAUGGUCGAUUGCUCAGGCAAUCGGCGACAUCGCCUUUGCAUCCCCCUACUCUCUUAUUUUCCUCGAGAUAAUGGACACAAUGAAGUCAAAUCCGCCUGAGAAAGUGACGAUGAAGAAGGCCUCCCUGGCGGCAGCCACCACCAUCGGCGGCUUCAACUUGUUAUGUGGAGGAUUAGGCUACGCAGCGUUUGGGAACUCGACUCCCGGAAACCUCUUGACAGGAUUCGGUUUCUACGACCCCUAUUGGCUCAUCGACUUCGCCAACGCGUGCAUUGCCCUGCAUCUUGUCGGCGGAUAUCAGGUGUAUACGCAGCCACUUUAUGCGAGCGUCGAGAAAUGCUUCGACAUGAAGCAAAUGCCGGUAGGAAAGCUGAAUCUCUUGAGGCUGUGCUACCGGACGGCGUAUGUCGGAUUGACCACCGGAGUUGCGGUGAUGUUCCCAUACUUUAACCAAGUGAUCGGAGUGGGCGGAGCGGUGACGUUCUGGCCGGUGGUGCUGUAUUUUCCGGUGGAGAUGUAUUUGGUGCAGAAGAAGAUAGGGGCAUGGAGAGUGGAGGCAAUAGUACUGAGGAUGUGCAGUUUGAUGGGGCUGCUGGCGAUGAUCUUUGCAUUUGUUGGAUCAAUCAAAGGCCUCCUUGCAGCUAAGUUCAUCUAGUAAGUAAUUACUACUUUGCUUGCUUGCUUAUCUAUAUUUAAUUUCAAAUUAUGUGUGUAUAUAAUAUAUUGAUUUGCAAGAAUUUAUCAAAAAAUUAAUGAGGAUGCAUUGCUUUCAUCUACCUGCUACCCGAAAAUACGGACUCGUAAACUCUCGGUCAAAUUAGUCUGUAUUACAUAUAUGUUUGGUUGCAUGUUGGGAAGUGUAGUUAGGAGUUAGUUUUAUUAUUGAGUAACGAAAUGUUAUUUACUUGUAAAUUAUUGUUAUUUUUAAUUUUGAAUGUACUAAAAUAUUUGAGUUUU